Molecule: messenger RNA, 3510 nt
Organism: Gadus chalcogrammus (walleye pollock)
Lineage: Eukaryota; Metazoa; Chordata; Actinopteri; Gadiformes; Gadidae
Exons: 14
Coding region: 179-2824 (881 amino acids)
Source: RefSeq, a predicted model, not a curated record
UUAAAGGCCUUGAAUAAACUGUUUAAUGCAUGUACUUGUUACUCGUGUUGUUCCAUGGAGCCUACUGUAUUUCCAUAUUGGUUAUUUGUUGUAUUUGUAAGGAAGAUGUAGGAACUUUAACUAAGGCCACGUUAAAAACUAAAACGAAUGUGGAUUAACUCUAACCUUCUUUGAAUUCAUGCUGCUGGAGAUGAGGUUCACAAGAUGCAUCACGAUGAUCCAGUUGGAAAUGCUGCUGAAUGUCAUCUUUGUUUCGGGUGGUGUGGGAUCCUGUCCUGAAGUUGUUCAUGUAUCUAUGCCAAACAAGAUGGAGGCAUUGAGGGACACUUGUUUGCAAAUUCCAUGUUCAUUUGAUUCAGUACCAUCAAAUAGAAUAGAUAAAAGCAAACCCAUAUUGGGUGCAUGGAUAAAAUCGAACCCCUAUUUUGGGAAUCAUCCAGAAAAUUUGUUUUUCCACAGCAACAAUCAAGAUAAUAAGUAUCCAAUUAGUAUCAUUGGGAAUAUGAGAGAAUACAACUGCACAACUGUUUUUACAAACAUGAAAUCAAGUUAUGCUGACGUAUAUUACUUCAGAGUGGAAAGCACCAGUUUCAAGGCAACUGACAUCUGCAGUCCUCUUACAAUCACAGUUAAAGAUUCAGCCCCAGCACCCUCCAUACAGACCCUCCCGGAGGGACCACUAACGGAGGGGAGCAGGGUAACGUUCACCUGCAGGGCCAUCGCACCCUGUCCCACCCAGCCGCCUCACCUGAUCUGGAACCAGUCAGGAGGCCCUGAGGGCCGGCUGGAACCGCACGGAGACCAAGAGCCUAACGUCAGGACCCGGCGGCUGAAUAUCACUCUGUCGGACCGACAUGACGGGGUCCGCCUCACCUGUCUGGUGGAGCAUCCGGUAAACGACCCAGCAGGCGGGCCCAGCAUCAGAACAGCAGAGAGCGUCGUGACGCUCAACGUUUCCUAUUCCCCGAAGGAUACCCAGGCCUCCGUCAGCCCCCCCACGGUGUCGCUGGGCAGUGUGGUCAACCUGACGUGCACCAGCAGAGCCAACCCCCCCGUUCUCCGGUUCACCUGGUUCAGGAGCAGUGCGGAGGGACCCCUGAACGUGUCGGAUGGAUCUUUGUACAGCUUCAAUGUGUCCAGCUACAGAGGAAUCUACUACUGUGUGGCCUCGAAUCCCUUGGGAAACCAAACAUCAGAAGAGAUUAAGAUAACUGUCAGCGGUGAAAGCGAUGGAUUGAAUGUUCCUCUGAUAGUGAGAUUCUUAAUCGGUAUCGUCUUCUUUAUUGGUCUGGUCAUCUCUGUCCUGUGGUCACUGAAGAAGUCUUCAACACAGCAACAGGUACAGCCCCCCCUAUCGACUGGUACAGCGCCCCCUAUCGACUGGUACAGUGUCCCCGUCGACUGGUACCUUAACCAAGUCCACAUUAAAAACGAAGACAAUUGUCCCUUAACUCUAACCUUCUUUGAAUUCAUGAUGCAGGAGAUGAGGUUCACAAGAUGCAUCACGAUGAUCCAGUUGGAAAUGCUACUGAAUGUCAUCUUUGUUUCAGGUGGUGUGGGAUCCUGUCCUGACGUUUUUCAUGCAUCUAUGCCAAACAAGAUGGAGGCAUUGAGGGACACUUGUUUGCAAAUUCCAUGUUCAUUUGAUUCAGUACCAUCAAAUAGAAUAGAUAAAAGCCAACCCAUAUUGGGUGCAUGGAUAAAAUCGAACCCCUAUUUUGGGAAUCAUCCAGAAAAUGUGGUUUUCCACAGCAACAAUCAAGAUAAUAAGUAUCCAAUUAGUAUCAUUGGGAAUAUGCGAGAAUACAACUGCACAACUGUUUUUACAAACAUGAACUCAAGUUUUGCUGACGUGUAUUACUUCAGAGUGGAAAGCACCAGUUUCAGGGCAACUGACAUCUGCAGUCCUCUUACAAUCACAGUUAAAGAUUCAGCCCCAGCACCCUCCAUACAGACCCUCCCGGAGGGACCACUAACGGAGGGGAGCAGGGUAACGUUCACCUGCAGGGCCAUCGCACCCUGUCCCACCCAGCCGCCUCACCUGAGCUGGAACCAGUCAGGAGGCCCUGAGGGCCGGCCGGAACCGCACGGAGACCAAGAGCCUAACGUCAGGACCCGGCGGCUGAAUAUCACUCUGUCGGACCAACAUGACGGGGUCCGCCUCACCUGUCUGGUGGAGUAUCCGGUGAACAACUCAGCAGGCGGGCCCAGCAUCAGAACAGCAGAGAGCGUUGUGACGCUCAACGUUUCCUAUUCCCCGAAGGAUACCCAGGCCUCCGUCAGCCCCCCCACGGUGUCGCUGGGCAGUGUGGUCAACCUGACGUGCACCAGCAGAGCCAACCCCCCCGUUCUCCGGUUCACCUGGUUCAGGAGCAGUGCGGAGGGACCCCUGAACGUGUCAGAUGGAUCUUUGUACAGCUUCAAUGUGUCCAGCUGCAGAGGAAUCUACUACUGCGUGGCCACGAAUCCCUUGGGAAACCAAACAUCAAAAGAGAUUACGCUAACUAUCAGCUGUGAAAGCGUCGAGUUGAAUGUCCUUCUGAUAAUUGGUGGAUUCUUUGGUACCGUCUUCUUUAUUGGUCUGAUCAUCGGUGUCCUGUGGUUACUGAAGAAACUUUCAACACAGCAACAGAAUCCAAUAUUCGAGGCGUCAGACAAGCAGGUGGAAGAGGAGAUCCACUACGGAGAGAUUGACUUUGCCAAGCGAGGUGCUGUGCAGAACCCGGUGUUCCCCCAGGGGGAGGAGCAGACCUCAGAGUACGUUGAGAUCACUGCUCAACAGGCUAAGAACUCACAGAUCAGGGCUGAACUGGAGAGGAGCUGAAUUGUUUGGACUGGGAUCUCUUUAGUAUCCACUCAUGUAUUGUCAGUGUAAACAUAUCGUGCGUCCAUGGCACCCUUUAUGCUUUUUGGUCUCCAAGGCACCCAAUAACCAAAACAAAAGUUUGUACGACUCCCUGCCUGGUUCUGUUUAUGAAAUCAACAGCACAACGAAUGUUAGGAAGGAUCGCUAUUAUAAAAUGCUGCAAAGACUCAGCAGGCUGCAUUUCAUUACAUUUUAAGGGACACCUUAAGAUAAAAUACUGCAACAGGUAACAUAUGCAAUGCUUUGUAUGAAGCUGGUAAACUAUGUAAAUGUGUCAUUAAUACAAUUAAAAUAAAAUCAGCCAAUCUAACCCUUUUCCGAAAAUUCCCUCCUCUAUAAAGUGGACAAUAAUGAAAAGCAAAUGCAAACCGGUUUGUAUUUAAAUGUGUUAAAAGUGGACAAAAUUCUAAUGUGAAUAAGUGGUCGGGAGAAUCUCCACCCAUUGGAGAGCAGGUAUGUCCACAAGGGACGAGGAUGUGAUGUGAAGGGUGUCACCGAUUUUAAUGUUCAGCCAUUUACCCAUGGGUGGAGUUUCUCCCACCCACUCAUUUGCAUUUUAAUAUUGUCUCCUUUGAAGCGUGCCAUAGUUGGAAAAUGCAAACGCAAAUUUAUUUAAUUUUUAUUUGGAUAUUGUCCACAUUUAA